This is a messenger RNA of Phytophthora nicotianae INRA-310, 630 nucleotides long. RefSeq lists its product as hypothetical. The coding region runs from base 1 to 630 and encodes 209 amino acids. NCBI's taxonomy places the organism in Eukaryota, Oomycota, Peronosporomycetes, Peronosporales, Peronosporaceae. The record is from RefSeq and is a predicted model, not a curated record. The transcript has 6 exons.
AUGAGCAGGAGCUUCGCUGCCGACGAGCGCGUACUGGAGGCUGUGGCGCAGGCCAGCGAGUUAUCAGCUGAGAACUUUGGGGAGGUAUGCAAGCUGGCUGUGCGACUUUUUGGCUCGGAUAAGCAGAGCAAGCGGCGAUUGACACGCACGGCAUCGGCAUCUGGCUGGGAGGCCGAGCAGACAGAGAAAGCGGUGCUCGCCGUCGCGAAGAUCCUGAUGGACAACGCCAAGGCUGAAAUGUCCGAGCGUGCCUUUCGGUUGGUCUUGAAAGGAAUGACGCUGCCGGAGCACCACGUCGAAGUUCUCACGCAGUUAUAUGGGGCGCACGGUACAGACAUUCGAGAGUGCGUCUCCAGGGAUAACGGCAUAAGCGUUCCACACUAUCGCAAUUUGGAGUGGCGAAUCGAUCUCGAGCUCGGCACUCGUUUCCACCGAAACAAGCCGAAGCCCAUCGUGACGCUUAGUCUGGACACUGCCACCCAAGCCAACAGCUCUACUGUACCGCAGACUCAGUCAACCUGUCUACGUGUAGACUAUGAUGGUCUUAAACUCAUGCAGAGGCAGCUGGAGAUCGCGUUGAAAGAGGCUGACUCCGUGCACUGUAGUCGCAUCCAGCGGUACAUGAAUUGA